AUGGAAAGCGCCGUCACGAUCCACCAUGGCCCCUACGAAUCCAUCCCUCCCACCGCUUCACCAGGUCUUAAAUUUCUCCAACGAUUCCUACCAGCACUAGACUCCCUAAGUCCCACCGAAAAUCAAAUCACGCCUUUCUUCACACCCAGCGCUCCCAUCCUCGUCGGCAGCGAUCCACCAACAGCCGCAAACCAGGCCGUUAUUCUCCUCGAAGUGCGCAGCCAUCAUAUGUGCAAAUUCCAUCACGAUGUUCAUCUCGCCUGGGAUAUAGAUCUCGGAAGGGACAUAGGCCCCGUGGAAACAUCGUAUAAGAGGACCGCCCCAGAUGAAGAGACCGCCCAGAAGGGACAGCUCUAUGCCCCGCUAGCAGGGAACAUACAAAUGAAGCGCACAGUCAUGUUUGAAGCAACAUCCGAAUCAGUAUUCGCUGCCGACCCUGACCAGUUCCCAGUCCGCAUUCGCGAGUUUAACGUGCUUGAUCUGGAAGGUCGUGAUGAGUCGGAUUUGCAGAUUGUUGAAAUGCGGAUCUUUUUGGAUCAGAGGCCUAUCCAGGCCCAUUCUGCAAAUUUGUUUACGGGGGCAACUUACGGAUCCUAG
Molecule: messenger RNA, 597 nt
Organism: Penicillium griseofulvum
Lineage: Eukaryota; Fungi; Ascomycota; Eurotiomycetes; Eurotiales; Aspergillaceae
Exons: 1
Coding region: 1-597 (198 amino acids)
Source: RefSeq, a predicted model, not a curated record